AUGGCGUUCGAGGAGCUCUUGGAGCGAGCAGGGGGCGUAGGCCGCUUCCAGGUCCUGCAGGUCUUCACCCUGCUUCUCCCAGCUGUCUUGACACCUUGUCACCUGCUUCUGGAGAACUUCUCAGCCGCUAUCCCUGGCCACCGCUGCUGGGUCCACAUAUUGGACAAUGGCUCCCAGGUCCUCACAAAUCUUACCCAUGAAGCCUUCCUGGCCGUGUCCAUUCCUCCCGGCCCCAACCAGCAGCCCCACCACUGCCUCCGCUUCCAGGAACCACAAUGGCAGCUCCUGGACCCCAACGCCACAGCCGCCAACUGGAGCGAGGCUGCCACGGAGCCGUGCAUGGACGGCUGGGUCUAUGACCACAGCACAUUCACCUCCACAGUUGUGACCACGUGGGACCUGGUGUGCAGCUCCCAGAGACUGAAGCCCAUGGGACAGUCCAUCUUCAUGGCAGGGAUCCUAGCAGGAGCCUUCAUCUGGGGCCUCCUCUCCUACCGGAUCGGGCGGAAGCCAAUGCUGAGCUGGUGUUGCCUACAGAUGGCUGUGUCCAGCACAGGCGCCAUCUUUGCCCCGAAUUUCCUCAUCUACUGUGGUCUCCGGUUCCUGAGUGCGUUUGGGCUGGCCGGCAUCAUCAUGACUCAGGGGACACUGAUGGCCGAGUGGACCACAACCCACAGGAGGGCUGUUGCAUUAACAAUACUGGGCUGUACCUACAGCACGGGCCAGAUGGCCCUGGCCGGCCUGGCCUUCGCCCUGCGGGACUGGCGAGACCUCCAGCUGGUGGUGUCUGUGCCCCUCCUGGCUAUCUCCCUCAUAUCGUGGUGGCUGCCAGAGUCUGCGCGAUGGUUGAUUAUCACCGGCAAAGUGGACCAAGCACUUCGGGAACUCAAAAAGGUGGCCAAGAUAAAUGGCCAUAAGGAAGCCAAGAAGACACUGACCACAGAGGUGGUGAUGGCCAGCAUGGAGGAGGAGAUGGCCUCUGCAAAGGCCCAUGGCUCAGUGAAGGACCUGUUCUGUGUGCCUGAGCUCUGUGGCAGGACUUGUGCCAUGCUGGUGGUGAACUUCUCCGUGAUGUUCUCCUACUAUGGGCUAGUCCUGGACCUGCAGAGUCUGGGCAGGGACAUCUUCCUCCUGCAGGCCCUCUUCGGAGCUGUGGACUUCGUGGGCAGGGCCACCAACGUCGUCUUCCUCAGGUUCUGGGGACGUCGUUUGACUCUGGCGGGCUUCCAGGCCCUGGCCGGCUUCUGCAUCCUGGCCAACGUGCUCGUGCCCCAAGAUCUGCAGACCCUGCGUGUGGCGCUGGCCGUGCUGGGGAAAGGCUGUUUUGGAGUCAGCUUGACCUGCCUCACCGUGUACAGGGCGGAGCUCUUCCCGACUCCAUUGCGGAUGACAGCAGAUGGUUUCCUGCAGUCGGUAGGCCGCCUAGGGGCUCUUGUGGGCCCCCUGCUCAGGAUUACCCAGCAGUCUCUGCCCCUGCUGCCACCACUCUCCUAUGGUGCUGUCCCCAUUGCCGCCGGCCUGGUUCUCCUGCUCUUCCUCCCAGAAACUCAGGGACUUCCACUGCCUGACACUAUCCAGGAUCUGAAGAACCAGUGA
Messenger RNA from Castor canadensis (American beaver), 1596 nucleotides. It is a transcript of the gene Slc22a11, whose product is annotated as solute carrier family 22 member 11. Lineage: Eukaryota; Metazoa; Chordata; Mammalia; Rodentia; Castoridae. Gene Ontology annotation, biological process: transmembrane transport. Gene Ontology annotation, cellular component: membrane. The record is from RefSeq and is a predicted model, not a curated record. Gene Ontology annotation, molecular function: transmembrane transporter activity.